This is a messenger RNA of Ananas comosus (pineapple), 1191 nucleotides long. RefSeq names its product polygalacturonase-like. NCBI's taxonomy places the organism in Eukaryota, Viridiplantae, Streptophyta, Magnoliopsida, Poales, Bromeliaceae. Gene Ontology annotation, molecular function: polygalacturonase activity. The coding region runs from base 1 to 1191 and encodes 396 amino acids. Gene Ontology annotation, biological process: carbohydrate metabolic process. The record is from RefSeq and is a predicted model, not a curated record. The transcript is spliced from 4 exons.
AUGGCCAACUUUGUGUACUGCUGCUUCUCACUUCUCCUGCUGCUGUUGAUUCACCACUGCUUCCCCUCAGCAGAAGCUGCAGCAGUCUACAACAUCACGGAUUUCGGCGCGAAGCCCGACGGCCAGACUGACUCGACGAAAGCGUUGCUCGACGCCUGGGCGGCAGCCUGCGGCUCUGCCGAGCCCGCGUCGACCGUCUAUGUGCCCGACGGGUUCUUCACCGUCGGACAGGCCGUUUUUACCGGGCCCUGUAACACAAAUGGAGUGACUAUCGAAUGCGACGGAACGCUCGUGGCGCCGUCCGAUUACUUGGUUCUUGCGUCCGCGGGCCAGUGGCUGAAGUUCGAAAGGGUCGAAGGUUUGUCGAUCUUCGGCGGGACCAUUGACGGCCACGGCUCGUCCUUUUGGGCCAAUAAGGCCUCCGAUAGCGGUUGCCCUAAUGGGGCUCCGUCCUUGUACGUGGCAAACUCGAACGACGUCCUGAUCAGCGGCUUGCGGUCGGUCGACAGCCAGCUGUACCACAUUGUGAUCGAUGGCUGCGAUCGCGUGCGGGUGCAGGGCGUCAUGAUCACCGCCCCGGGAAACAGCCCGAACACCGACGGCAUCCAUGUCGAGGACUCGACGAACGUUACGGUCGCCGAAGCCCUCAUUCAGACCGGCGACGAUUGCAUCUCGGUCGGGCCCGGCACAAGCAACUUGUGGAUCGAAAACGUCGUUUGUGGGCCGGGCCACGGCAUCAGUAUCGGAAGCUUAGGGAAAGGGUACGAGGAGAGAGGUGUCGAGAACGUCACCGUGAGGUCGACGGUGUUCACCGGGUCGAUGAACGGGCUAAGGAUCAAAACAUGGGGGAGACCGAGCGACGGUUUCGUUCGCGGCGUCGCGUUCGAGCACGCACUCAUGCAGAAUGUUCGGAAUCCGAUUAUCAUCGACCAAAACUACUGUCCCAGUAACAUCAAUUGCCCUGAUCAGAAUUCGGGGGUGAGUAUUAGCCAAGUGCAAUACACGGAUAUUCAGGGAUCAUCGGCGUCGCAGGUGGCGGUGAACUUCAACUGCAGCGCGAGUAAUCCGUGCAGCGGGAUCGAGUUGCGGGACAUAAAGCUUGAUUACGACGGCAAGCCUGCGGAGUCGAGCUGUAUGCAUGCCAACGGCACCGCUUCUGGCACCGUCGUACCGCCCAGUUGCUUUUUGUAG